AAAAAGGGAGGAGAAAAUGAAAAAACAGAACCAGGCGCUAGGUUUUUCUCCCGAAGCUGAACCACAGUCGCUGGAGGGGUAAGACGAAGAAGAAGAAAGAUGCCCAGAGAGAAGGAUCCGCUGUGGGAGUACGGAACAGAGGAGGAAGGAAAGAUCAAAUGCAGCUUCUGCGAGAAGGGCAUCUCCGGCGGCAUCACUCGAUUCAAGUACCAUCUCGCCCAGGUUGCCCAGAACAACGUCGAGGUCUGCGCCCGGGCGUCCCCCGCUGCCCGCGACGCCGCCCUCGCCGCGAUCGCCGAUCUCCAGAGCCGGCCCCGGAAGCCCCGGAAAAAGAAGUCCCGGACCCUCCGUCCGCAGAGUGGUGUCUCCGGAUGCGGCUCCUCUGCCACCUGCACCGAGCCCCCUCUCGCCCUCGCCGCCCCGUCGCCCACCGGUGCUGGGGCCGUUGUGGUAGCCAACCACCAGCCCCGCAAACCCAAGGCCAAGGACAAGGAGCGGAUCGACCUCCUUCUCGUGAAGUUCGUCGUCGUCAACAAUCUCCCCUUCCGGUCGCUCCGGUCGCCAGACUUCCAGGAGGCUAUCCUGGCUAUCGCCAACUACGGCCCCGGAUACGUCCCCCCAACCUACGAGACGUUCAGAACGAAGCUCCUGGAAGACCUUAAGGGCCAGGCCGCAGAGUACGUCGAGGAGGUCCGCCGGACGUGGGCAUCCACGGGCUGUACGCUCAUGUCCGGGGCCUGGAAGGACGCCCGCGGCCGCGCCCACGUCAACUUGCUCGCCUCCUCGCCGAGGGGCACCGUGUUCCUUAAAUCCCAGUGCUUCGUCGGCAUCCCGGAGGACGUUCCGAUUGUUGCCGAUUUCUUGUGCGGCGCCAUUGAUGAGAUCGGACCGGAGAAUGUCGUUCAAGUUGUGACCGUCAAUGAGCCGGAUUUCGUUGCGGCCGGCUCAGUCAUUGAACAGAAGUAUCCAAACAUCUUCAGGAGCUCAUGUGCUGCCUACUGCAUCGAGUUGAUGCUGGAGGAAGUCGGCAAGCUUCCAUACAUGCAGUCCAUGAUGCUCAAUAUCAAGAAGAUAGUAAAAUUUUUGUAUAAGAGUCAGGAUGUUCUUGGUUUGAUGAAGGAACACACAAAAGGCAAAGAGUUGCAGAGGCCCAUCGGAUCGAAGUUCCUUACUCAAGUCUGUUGCUUGCAAUCCAUUAUCAAGUCAGAAGAAGUUUUGAGGAAGAUGGUGAUCUCGCCAGAAUGGCAGAGCUCGCCAAAUUGCGCCUCUGAUGAGGGAAAAUUGAUCACUGAGGUGUUGCAGGGAGACGAGUUCUGGCAAACCGGGAAGGAGAUUGUUGGUUCGGUCGAGCCACUGGUUAAGGUGCUAAGAAUGGUCGAUGGUGAUGGUUCGACAAUGGGGUACGUGUAUGAGGCUCUGCACAGGGCGAAAGAGGCGAUCAAAUCCUUCCACGAGAACAACGUUGAGAAGUACAUGCCUCUCUGCGAAAUCAUAGAUGCUUGCUGGCAUAAUGAGUUGCAGAGCCCGUUGAUUGCUGCGGCCGCAUAUCUUAACCCGCAUUUAUUCUACGAUAAUUUGGUGACGAUGAAUGCUGAGAUUCGAGUUGGGCUGGAAAAGGUGAUUCAGAAGAUGGCGCCGCAGUCAGACAGCGCCCAGGUAGCUCAAGAGCUUACUAGAUAUCACGCUCGAGAUCGCAAAAUCUUCAGCGGAAUUGGAGGGGAUCUACUGCGUACUGCACAUCCGCGUAUUUGGUGGGAACUGUGUGGCUCGGAGAUCCCAAUUUUGCAGACAUUGGCCAUAAAAAUUCUAAGCCAGCCUUGUAGUGCUUCUGCUUGCGAGCGAAACAAGAGUGCUCUCAAAACAUCCCAUGUUAAGAAAAGGAACAAUUUGGAGCCUAAAGCAUUGAACAACUUAGUACAUAUGCGGAUGAACUUGCAAUUGAAGAAGACUUCUGUGGAGAAGAGGAAGAAGGAUAUUGCGCCAAUAUUUCUCGACAACAUUGAAGCAUUCAAGGACAGUGAACCGAUAUCUGGAAGCAAGCGUGGGGGAGUUCCACUGUUUCAGGAUGUUGAUGAUGAGAGCAGCAGCAGUGAGGGAGAGGAUGAAGAUGACAGUGGCCAUGCUGACACUCAUGGGAUGGGUUAUGAAUUUUUAAUGUCAUAAGGUUUUGAAAUCUUCUUUUCUCUUUUCUGUCUUUUCAAAUGUUGUACUUAUAAGAAAGGUCAACUUAAGACACAACAUUUGCAGAUAGGCUUAUCUACAAUACAAUCUUAUGGAUAAUGAAAACUCGAAUUGCGAAUA
This is a messenger RNA of Nymphaea colorata (pocket water lily), 2301 nucleotides long. RefSeq lists its product as uncharacterized. Gene Ontology annotation, molecular function: DNA binding; protein dimerization activity. The record is from RefSeq and is a predicted model, not a curated record. Lineage: Eukaryota; Viridiplantae; Streptophyta; Magnoliopsida; Nymphaeales; Nymphaeaceae. Bases 100 to 2163 code for a protein of 687 amino acids. The transcript has 2 exons.